Messenger RNA from Geodia barretti, 936 nucleotides. NCBI's taxonomy places the organism in Eukaryota, Metazoa, Porifera, Demospongiae, Tetractinellida, Geodiidae. The record is from the annotation of a GenBank genome assembly.
UACUACUAAUUUGACUUCUUUCCUCUGUUCGUUCUCAGAUCAGCCCGAUAUGUAAUAUAGUUACAUAUGGGAAGGAAUGGCCACUCAUUGAAGUCACCUGAGAAGCUAGCCUCCAGACAGCGGUGCUGCUGCUCACCUCAACCCACUAUAUGACAGUAGACUGGAUUGGAGCAGAGCAGACGGAAGAUCCAUUAAUGAAGAAACAUGACGACAUCACUGUCAACGACCAGAGCACUGUCUCCAAUGUUGUCACAAGAUCCCUUGUCUUUGACCCUCUGAAGAUGGCCCAUGGAGGUGGCUAUGUGUGCAGGGCUACACUGACGUUGCCUGGUUCAGCCGGUGUAUUCCAGAAUGUGGGCGAGUAUCAACUAAGCGUUUUGAACAUGACUUUUAUUCAACUAAAGUUUGGCCCAGUUCCCCAUUGCUCAAUGUGGUAUGAAGACAAGCACAUGUCAAGACAUCUGGAGCUGGAUGUCAAGCAGACACUAACCAAUCUCAUCAACAAGAAUUGCAGUUGUGACUUCAAAAUCUCCGAGAUUGAUCUGGGAGAGUUCAGCUGUCGCUCCAUUGAAAAGGGCUACGUUCUAUACAGGGCAAGGCUAACUGGAAGGAGUGAUACUCAGAACAUACCUUCACUGCUGGAGGUGAUCAAGGACUGGAUGGCCAAUGACGGGACAUUCCUGUACACCUAUCAUGGGAACAUGAGACUGGGACUGGACCAAGACUGUCCUCUGGAGAUUGCCUCCUUCUCCCAGCCAGAGUGCGGGAAGCAUAUUACUGAAUAUGUAGGAAUGCCAGGAGAACAAUAGACUUGUUGACUGUUAACAGUGCUAUAUUAUACCCGUGUGCCAAGUUUUGCAGUACUAGCUAAUUGUUGUCCAGUUGUAUUAGCUGCACUGGGCAGAAUAGGUUGUUAUGAAUGUGUGUAGUGUGAGA